Messenger RNA from Asparagus officinalis (garden asparagus), 2190 nucleotides. RefSeq lists its product as uncharacterized. Bases 1 to 2190 code for a protein of 729 amino acids. The transcript has 4 exons. The record is from RefSeq and is a predicted model, not a curated record. Lineage: Eukaryota; Viridiplantae; Streptophyta; Magnoliopsida; Asparagales; Asparagaceae.
AUGAAGCUGAUUGCUCCUAGAUUUUAUGAAGAUCUUUUCAAUCAAACUACAUAUUGGAAUGUGUUUCCUAAAGUCACAGUGAAGAAAAUACUUACUUUUGAAGCUAAGCAAUGGUUAGUGAAGGAAAUCAAUCACAAGGAGAUUAAAGAGGCUCUUUUCCAAAUGAAUCCAGAUAAGGCUCCAGGACCAUAUGGUUUUAACGCUUAUUUUUAUCAACACAAUUGGAGUUUGAUCAAGGAUGAUGUGAUUCUAGCUGUGAAAUCUUUUUUCUCUUCAGGCAUAUCUAGUGGGUCUCUUCCUGUAAAAUAUCUGGGGCUUCCUUUAUCUAUCAGUUAUCCUAAAGCAAAAGAUUUUCUCCCACUUAUUGAUAAAGUUAGGAAAAAGAUUGAGGGCUGGAUGACAUACUCUUUAUCUUUUGCUGGAAGGAUUGAACUCAUAAAAUCAGUUCUUUUUAGUACAAUAGCAUAUUGGUAUUUUGUCUACAAACUUCCCAACUCAACUGUUCGCAGUUUGGAGUCAAUUUUUGCUAACUUUCUUUGGAAGGGUAAGUUACAUGCUAUCAACUGGAAGGAUAUCUGUCGUCCAAAACAAGAAGGAGGAUUUGGUUUGAGGAAAUUAAAUGAUCUCUGUCUUGCUGCUGCCCUUAAAUUGAUAUGGAGACUUCUUUCUACUUCUACUCUAUGGUCUAAUUGGAUGAGAGCAAGAUAUGUCAGGGGAGGUAAUUUUUGGGAUACUCCUGCACAUGCUUUGGACUCUGGAACUUGGAAGUUUUUAUCAGGUAUUAAAUCUAAAGCUAUGUGUUGCAUAAGGAAAUCUAUUGGUAAUGGUGAAUACGCUACAGGAAAUCCUUUGAAGGCAUAUCAAGUGGGUCUCUACCUCGUAAUAAUUAUUUGGGGCCUACCUUUAUCUUUCAAUUAUCCUAAAGCAAAAGAUUUUCUCCCACUUAUUGAUAAAGUUAGGAAGAAGAUCGAGGGUUGGAUGACAUACUCUUUAUCUUUUGUUGGGAGGAUUGAACUCAUAAAAUCAGUUCUAUUUAGUACCAUAGCAUACUGGUAUUUUGUCUAUAAACUCCCCAACUCUACUGUUCGCAGUUUGGAGUCAAUUUUUGCUAACUUUCUAUGGAAGGGUAAGCUACAUGCUAUCAACUGGAAGGAUAUUUGUCGUCCAAAACAAGAAGGAGGAUUUGGAUUGAGGAAAUUAAAUGAUCUCUGUCAUGCUGCUGCCCUUAAAUUGAUAUGGAGACUUCUUUCUACUUCUACUCUAUGGUCUAAUUGGAUGAGAGCAAGAUAUGCACCGGCCCAUGCUAUGGACUCUGGAACUUGGAAGCUUUUAGCAGGUAUUAAACCUAAAGCUAUGUGUUGCAUAAGGAAAUCUAUUGGUAAUGGUGAAACAACUUCUCUAUGGUUUGAUCCAUGGAUUCUUGAAGGCAGGCUUUCGGACAUUCUGCAGCAAAUAAACCCACAUCUCACAGGCACAAAAAAUUGGUCAGUAUCUCACAUCAUUCAAAACUCUCAAUGGCAUGUUGAUUUACCAUGCCUUUUUCCAAUAAUUCAUCAUAUCUCAAAUAUUCAAAUAACUGGUCAAGAUGAUCACUGGAUUUGGCUACCAAAUGCAAAUGGGAAAUUUACUUUUGCGUCAGCAUGGGAUCAAGUAAGAACCUCUUACUCAAAUUUUGAUCUUUCAAAUGUGGUCUGGUUUCCUUCCUCAAAUCCUAAGAUGGCUUGUUGCUUGAUUAAAAGUUUAUAUAAUAGAUUAGCCACUAGGGACAGACUGUCCAGGUUUGGAAUUACAUCAGCUGUGGAGUGUGUUCUCUGUUCUGGUGGGAUUGAGUCAAGAGAUCAUCUUUUUUUCCAAUGUUCUUUUUCAGCAUAUAUCUGGAAUCUCUGCAAACUCAAACUUCAGCUUGAUGCUACGGUCAUAAAUGACAUUAGAACUGAAGCUCUAGAUAUUCAAUCCAAGUUCAAGAGGAAAGACAGAACGUAUAAACUGUCAAGAAUGGUUUUAAGUGCAGCUGUCUGGCAUAUAUGGCAAGAAAGGAAUAGACGUAUAUUUCAUGCUACCCAGUUGCACAAGUUGAUGGUAUUUAGGCGACUCUAUGAGGAUAUAAAUGUCUUGCUUAGAACCUGUACAUGGAAGACUGGUAACAAUACUAUCCUUGCAAAUUGGGAAUCCGCAGAGACUUGUAAAUAA